UAGUUUGAUUCAUAACUCACAUUAUUAUAAUAUUAUUGUGAUUGAUAUGGUAUAUUGAUAACAAUAGCCUAAUAUUAUGAUAGUGGUGAAUAAAUUAAGCACAUGCGUAGAACGCACAAGGUGCAUUCCUGUGUAUAGACGGACCCUAAAUUUACGAUAACAGUUAAUCAUUAAAAUUGAUUUUAAAAAAUUUCAAUGAACUUAAAUAGGUUCUUGAUACUUAUUACUUAAAUGACAAUAUUUAUCUGUGCUUACAUUGUUGAUGUUUUAUUCAGAAAAAGUAAAACUAAUAAACCAUUAAAAAGUAACAGACCAUUGACUUGGUAUGUAUGUGGUCCUACAGUGUAUGAUUCCAUGCAUAUAGGACAUGCAAGUUGUUAUGUUAAAUUUGACAUAAUUAGGAGAAUUUUGGAAAAUUAUUUUCAAUUACCUACAUUUCAAGUAAUGAAUAUUACUGAUAUAGAUGAUAAAAUAAUUGCUAAGUCACGAGCGGCAAAUAUAGAUCCAAUUAAAUUAGCCAGGAACUAUGAAGUAGAAUUUGUUGAAGAUAUGAGAUUGUUAAAUAUCAAGCCACCAGAUAUUAUGGCAAGAGUCACUGAUUUCAUUCCGCAGAUAUUAAAUUUUAUUCAAGUUCUUUAUGAUAAAAAUUUAGUCUAUUCUUUUGAUGGUUCAUUGUUCUUUGAUACAACCAAAUAUAGAAAAUAUGGAAAGUUAUUUGAUGUACCUGAAGUCAUAUCACAUUCAUUUAAAAGAAGUAAUUUAGAUUUUGCUCUAUGGAAAGCAGCAAAACCAGGAGAGCCUUCAUGGGAUUCAUUGUGGGGACCUGGGAGACCAGGAUGGCAUAUAGAAUGUUCUGCUAUUGCUAGUCAUUACUUUGGAUCCAGUGUUGACAUACAUUCAGGGGGAAUAGAUUUGCUGUUUCCACAUCAUGAAAAUGAAGAAGCACAAUGCUGUGCAUAUCAUGGUAUUGAUGAUUGGGUAAAACAUUGGAUAUAUACAGGACAUUUACACAUAGGAGAUAAUAUUAAAAUGUCAAAAUCAUUAAAAAACACCAUAAGUGUUAGCGAAUUACUUAAAUCAUAUACAGCAAAUCAGUUUCGAACUUUAUGUUUAUUAUCAAAUUACAAAAGUGAUUUGGAAUUAAAUGACGACACCAUGGUCACAGCUUGUGGGGUGUUGAAGAAAUUUGAUUCUUUCAUUUGUAGUUGUUAUAAUCACUUAAAUACUUUUAACAGUAAGCAUAUUCCUGACCCUACUUUACUAAAAAAAAUUGACGAUAUUGAAAAUAAAGUAAUAAUUAAUCUUGCUGCUGAUUUUAAUACAUCAAAAGUUUUAAAUUUACUUAUUGAACUUGUUAAUAUGUUUAAUAAACUACUCCUUAAGGAUUUAAGUUUCAAUUGUUCAAAAUUAGAAAUAAUUCAAGCCUUAAAUUUGGUGUCUAAAACAUUAGAUUCUUUUGGUAUUAAUUUAACUAAUUCAGAGGUUAAAUCUGAUAUCAAAAAUAAUUUAGUUGUUGACAUCUCAGUAAAUUUUAGAUCAAAACUCAGACAAUUAGCUUUACAAUCAGAUUCUGGGAUUAAAAAACUAGAAAUACUUAAGCUUUGUGAUAUUUUGCGUGAUGAUCUUUCUUCAGCCAACAUUAUUAUACAAGAUUCAAGUAAUUCAUCAUCUUGGAGGUAUAAUAAUGCUACAAGAUUAAAAGUAAAAAAAAAUUAGUACAAAGAUUGAGUUAUUUAUUAAUU
This is a messenger RNA of Sipha flava (yellow sugarcane aphid), 1742 nucleotides long. RefSeq names its product probable cysteine--tRNA ligase, mitochondrial (gene CysRS-m). NCBI's taxonomy places the organism in Eukaryota, Metazoa, Arthropoda, Insecta, Hemiptera, Aphididae. The transcript is spliced from 12 exons. Gene Ontology annotation, cellular component: cytoplasm. Gene Ontology annotation, biological process: cysteinyl-tRNA aminoacylation. Gene Ontology annotation, molecular function: cysteine-tRNA ligase activity; ATP binding. The coding region runs from base 232 to 1716 and encodes 494 amino acids. The record is from RefSeq and is a predicted model, not a curated record.